Rangifer tarandus platyrhynchus (Svalbard reindeer) is the source of this 657-nucleotide messenger RNA. The record is from the annotation of a GenBank genome assembly. Lineage: Eukaryota; Metazoa; Chordata; Mammalia; Artiodactyla; Cervidae.
AUGGAGCCGGAAGAGGGGACGCCCUUGUGGCGGCUGCAGAAGCUUCCCGCAGAGCGGGGCUUGCAGCUUCUUCACAAAAUAAUUGAUGGCAUUUGUGGCCGGACUUAUCCUCUCUACCAGGAUUAUCACAGUGUUUGGGAUUCAACAGAAUGGAUGCAUGUUCUAGAAGACAUUACCACCUUUUUCAAAGCUGUAGUUGGUAAAAAUUUAUCUGAUGAAGAGAUAGCUCAACAGUUGAAUCAGUUGAAUUCAUCUCAUCAAGAAGCUAUCAUGAAAUGCUUAAAAAGUAGGAAAGAUGAAAUCAAGCAGACUCUGUUGGAAGAAAUAGUUGAUAUUUCCUCUGCACAACUACAGGAUUUUGAUUGGCAGUUAAAGCUUGCACUUUCUAGUGACAAGAUUGCUUCAUUACAAAUGCCACUUUUAAGCCUUCAUAUAGAUGUAAAAGAAAAUGGUGAAGUCAAGCCAUAUUCUGUUGAAAUGAGUAAAGAAGAGCUGCAGAAUCUAAUAAAUUCCUUGGAAGCAGCUAAUAAGGUAUGGACAAGCAGGGGCCAGACUGCAAUACUGAUUGCUCUUGCUUAUCCUUUGACUUCUAACCCAGCUGAUUCAGACAGAUACUUCUGUUCUCCCCACACUGAAUUCCUGUUGAAACCUUGGUGA